Juglans microcarpa x Juglans regia is the source of this 2187-nucleotide messenger RNA. RefSeq names its product probable inactive purple acid phosphatase 1. NCBI's taxonomy places the organism in Eukaryota, Viridiplantae, Streptophyta, Magnoliopsida, Fagales, Juglandaceae. The record is from RefSeq and is a predicted model, not a curated record. Gene Ontology annotation, molecular function: acid phosphatase activity; metal ion binding. The transcript is spliced from 13 exons. The coding region runs from base 184 to 2022 and encodes 612 amino acids.
AUCUCACAUAUAGGUAUUGCCUAGAUCUCACGUAUAGGCGUUGCAACGUGCAUCUCUUCAAUCUCACAAUGCUUUUAUUUAGGAGAUAGGCUAACCAUCUUGGGUUUUAGUUGUAUAUUUACUUUGUAUUGAACUUGGGCUCGCUACAGUUCAGUCUUCGCCAGGUCCUGCGUAGGUAUUGGGAUGAGAGGACUAAAGCUGAUCUCCUUGGCAAUUCUAUUGGCUCUUACGAACCUUCCGGAAGCGUGGUCACAUGGAGAUCAGCCUCUGUCGAAAAUUGCUAUUCAUAAGGCAAUAUCUGCUCUUCAUGAACGUGCUUAUGUUAAAGCUUCUCCUGAAAUUCUCGGAAUGAAGGGACAAUCUACAGAAUGGGUGGCGUUGGAAUAUGGCUCUCCAAACCCAUCAGUUGAUGAUUGGAUAGGAGUAUUUUCUCCUGCCAAUUUCAGUGCUUCCACCUGUCCCGAAGUAAAUCCAAGAGUUUAUCCCCCGCUACUGUGUACUGCACCUAUUAAGUAUCAGUAUGCAAACUACUCCAGUCAUAAUUACAAAGACACUGGGAAAGGAUAUUUGAAGCUUCGGCUGAUUAACCAGAGAUCAGACUUCGCUUUUGCAUUAUUUUCUGGUGGCUUGUCAAAUCCCAAGCUAGUGGCAGUGUCGAACCAUGUAGCUUUUGCAAAUCCAAAUGCACCAGUUUACCCACGCUUAGCACAAGGAAAAGAAUGGAAUGAAAUGACUGUGACAUGGACAAGUGGAUAUGGGAUCUAUGAAGCAGAGCCUUUUGUUGAGUGGGGUCGAAAAGGAGGUGACCAUGUGCAUUCCCCAGCUGGGACACUGACUUUUGAUCGUAACAGCAUGUGUGGUGCACCAGCAAGGACAGUGGGCUGGCGUGAUCCUGGAUUUAUACAUACCAGUUUUCUGAAGGAGUUGUGGCCCAAUGCUUUGUAUACUUACAAGCUGGGGCAUAGAUUAUUCAAUGGUACCUAUUUUUGGAGUGAACAAUAUCAGUUUAGAGCUUCUCCUUAUCCUGGUCAAAAUUCUCUACAACGUGUAGUCAUCUUUGGUGACAUGGGGAAGGAUGAAGCUGAUGGUUCCAACGAAUAUAACAAUUUCCAGCGUGGCUCUCUUAACACCACUCGAGAGCUUAUUCAAGACAUAAAGAACAUUGAUAUAAUUUUCCACAUUGGAGAUAUAUGUUACGCAAAUGGGUACCUUUCACAGUGGGACCAAUUUACUGCACAGGUUGAGGCAAUUGCAUCAACGGUGCCUUACAUGAUUGCAAGUGGUAACCAUGAGCGUGACUGGCCCGGGACUGGAUCUUUCUAUGGGAACAUGGACUCUGGGGGAGAAUGCGGCGUGUUGGCCGAGACUAUGUUUUAUGUCCCGGCUGAGAAUAGGGCUAAGUUCUGGUACUCCACUGAUUAUGGCAUGUUCCGGUUCUGCGUAGCUGACACGGAACAUGACUGGCGGGAAGGCACAGAGCAAUACAAGUUCAUUGAGCACUGCUUGGCAUCUGUUGACAGACGAAAGCAACCAUGGCUAAUUUUUCUUGCACAUCGAGUACUUGGUUAUUCAUCAUGUACCAGUUAUGCAGAAGAAGGAUCAUUUGAGGAACCAAUGGGGAGGGAGAGCCUUCAAACUCUCUGGCAGAAAUACAAGGUGGACAUUGCUGUGUAUGGCCAUGUGCACAGUUAUGAAAGGACAUGCCCCGUAUACCAGAAUAUUUGCACCAACAAAGAGAAACGCUACUAUAAGGGCACCUUGAAUGGAACAAUACACGUAGUUGCUGGUGGUGGAGGAGCAAGCCUUUCACCAUUUACCACCCUCCAAACCAAAUGGAGUUUAUAUAGAGACUAUGACUAUGGAUUCAUAAAACUUACAGCAUUUGACCAUUCAAAUCUGUUGUUUGAAUACAAGAAGAGCAGGGAUGGAAAAGUUUAUGACUCUUUCAGAAUAACCAGGGAUUACAGGGACAUCUUGGCCUGCACUGUGGAUAGUUGCCCUAGCAUGACCCUAGCAUCUUGAAGACGGUAAUUCCUGUAAUGGCUUCACAUUGAUUAUCAUGUUGUAUCACAAUAAGAUGUGACCAAUGUUUCCUCGGAUGCAUAGAAACUAUUGUAAGAGUUAUUUAGCGAUUUCAGCUUUUCAUCAUUAUGGUUUAAAAAAAAAAAAUAACUUUUUCAUCUUUUA